This is a messenger RNA of Pelodiscus sinensis (Chinese soft-shelled turtle), 490 nucleotides long. The record is from RefSeq and is a predicted model, not a curated record. Lineage: Eukaryota; Metazoa; Chordata; Testudines; Trionychidae.
UGGUUAUUCACUUUUUUCGAAGUCAUUUUGGGUGUUAGUGCUGUAACUAAGAACCCAGUCAUGUCUGGACGUGGUAAAGGUGGUAAGGGACUUGGAAAGGGGGGCGCUAAACGACAUCGGAAGGUGCUUCGUGAUAAUAUCCAAGGUAUUACAAAGCCCGCUAUUCGUCGCUUGGCUCGUCGUGGGGGAGUGAAGCGUAUUUCGGGGCUGAUUUAUGAAGAGACUCGCGGAGUGUUGAAGGUUUUUCUGGAGAACGUGAUCCGAGAUGCUGUGACUUACACAGAGCAUGCCAAACGUAAGACUGUCACUGCCAUGGACGUAGUUUAUGCUCUGAAACGCCAGGGUCGCACUCUGUACGGAUUCGGUGGUUAGCAGGAUUUCCUCUCUAAGUCUUAAUAACAACGGCUCUUCUCAGAGCCACUCACGUUUUCACAGUGAGAGCUGUAUCAGCCUAACGACCACGGGAACAUGUACCAAAGAAUAACUAGUG